Molecule: messenger RNA, 1794 nt
Organism: Megalops cyprinoides (Indo-Pacific tarpon)
Lineage: Eukaryota; Metazoa; Chordata; Actinopteri; Elopiformes; Megalopidae
Product: E3 ubiquitin-protein ligase RNF186-like
Exons: 1
Coding region: 478-1104 (208 amino acids)
Biological process (GO): protein ubiquitination
Molecular function (GO): metal ion binding; ubiquitin protein ligase activity
Source: RefSeq, a predicted model, not a curated record
UUUAUUGUGCCGCGUUUCUCAAAAGCUGAAGGGGACUGGACCCAGCCCACUGCGAAGCUGAGAUGCGAAAAGCAUUGCUGGAACAGACAGAGACUCCCGAAGAAAGAACUGGGACUCUGCCAGGAGGAGCCGUGACCCUCAGGCUGAAAGGCGGGGGCGGCCUGGGUUACCCACCGGGAAGGGAAGGACUCAGAGAAAGAUAGCGGGAGAAGCGGAAUGUAGGCCCGAGCAUUGCUGGGCCGCAGCUCUUAGGUGUGCUGAACUGAACAAUAUGUAACAAGUGUGCAUAGUUUCUGGGUUGUGCUACACCGUUCACAGCUCAGAUCCCUUUGGUUCAACCGCCUGGUCUUAGCGGGGUUUUAGCGGGCGGCGCGGUUUCUCCAGCCUGCGUCCAUGAGAGCUGCCAGAUCAGGCUAACCCGCACGGGAUUGGCCCCUCGCAGGAAUCGGGAUCGGCGUUCUGGAUCAGCUUGUCAAAAUGGACGCGGCGCAGCCUGCCCCCAGAGUUGGGCCCCUAUCGGGCCCGAGCUACGCAGACUGCCCUGUGUGUCUGUCCGCGUUCGAGGAGCGCGGGUGGAGGCGCGGCAAGCUCCUGCCGUGCGAGCACGCCUUCUGCAGUGUGUGCCUGAACAUCCUGCUCUGCGUGGCGGGAGGGGCGUCAGGCCAGAGAGGCAAGGCGGGCGUCCCGGGGGUGUGCUGCCCCCUCUGUCGCAGAUUUACCCCCAUCCCCGGGGGCAUUAUAGCCCUGCUGCCCGACUACCGCCCCCCUGCGGGAGACAGCGAGGAAGACCGCGGGGCGGAGCGGGCGGCGGGGGCGGAGGAGAGCGAAACGGGAGCCGAGGAGCAGGCCGUCGCGGAGGGAACGCUGGCGAUGCGGGCCGCGACCUGGGCCGAGCAGGACGGCGAGCCCGCCCCCGGGGACGUGGCGGCCCGGAGGCUUCUGGCGCUCUUCGCCCUCCUCCUUCUCAUCCUGCUGUCCCUCCUCCCCCUCCAGCACUCCCCGCUGAUGCUGGCCCUCGUCGGUGUCACCGCCGUGCUGGUCGUUGUGGCCGCUGUAAGCGUUUGCCAUGUCCAUAGGUGCGCAGAGCACUCCGAGAAAUGCUGAGGUCGACGAGCCUGCAGCGAAGCUCACGUUUCAGUUACCACAAUCUUGCCCUGGCCUCUGCACAAACCUGAACAGUGACCGGAGUGUAAGAGUGUAAUAACUGACGAAGGCACGCAGUGGAUACAUUUUUAGAUUUCUACGGUGUGUAACCUUUAAAGGAAAAGACAUCCUCUGUCCCAGGUUUGAACCUGCAAGCAGCUGCAGUAUCAUAAACACUUUCACACAGCGCUGGGCUUCACCGCUACCUGUCAUUAUGCAUCGUGCUGCACGCCGUUACCGGGCACGCACUGUUAUGACGCCAGAUUACUCGACAUUUAUUUGUGCACCGAAUCGGCUAAACACGUCGUUUAUCAUGUGUGGCCGUCUAAUCGCUGUUGUGCUGUCCGUGUUGCUAGUCAUGUGAUUUUCUUACUUGUGUGCGAUUGCUAUGUUUCUCUCACCAUCUGUAUUUUAUCUGCUACCAGAUGGUUCCACAUUAAAACGGUUUACAAGACGUUUUUACGAUAAAGUCUAAUUGAUUACUUGUGUACGAUGCCUGUCUGUGUUUUCCAGUGCGCGCGAGCUGCGCGCGCGACCAGCACCACCAGCCGGACCAGAGGGACAUACUCGUGAGUUUGUCUUUCUUGUUUUCACAUCUGUGUUCUAUUUUCGUUUGACGUCGACUUUGGAAAGGCUCACAAUCUAGCCCCC